This is a messenger RNA of Anopheles nili, 2304 nucleotides long. It is a transcript of the gene Mys45A, whose product is annotated as protein SDA1 homolog. Gene Ontology annotation, cellular component: nucleolus. The transcript has 2 exons. Bases 1 to 2304 code for a protein of 767 amino acids. Gene Ontology annotation, biological process: ribosomal large subunit biogenesis; ribosomal large subunit export from nucleus. NCBI's taxonomy places the organism in Eukaryota, Metazoa, Arthropoda, Insecta, Diptera, Culicidae. The record is from RefSeq and is a predicted model, not a curated record.
AUGGUGCGCCACAAUAAUCAGCUGCCGGACAAUCUACCCCAGCUGCAGAAUCUAAUAAAACGUGAUCCGGACUCGUAUCGUGAUGAGUUCCUUCAGCAGUACCAUCACUUCCACAGUGUGCUGGAUAUUUUUCGACUCGAACCGGACAAGGAAAACAAAAACCUGUGCGAGUCGAUCAUGUUUCUUGCCCAGGUGGCCCAGUGUUAUCUGGAGGAGCUGAAGACUUUUCCGCAAACACUGGUGGAUUUGUUGAAAACACACUCGACUAUGUUGGAUCCGGAGAUGCGCAACACUUUCUGCCGAGCUUUGAUUUUGCUGCGAAACAAAAACCUGAUUUCUCCGCUGGAUCUAUUGGAACUGUUCUUUCAGUUACUACGAUGCCCGGACAAAGCACUGCGCACAUUUCUCGAAAAUCACAUUAUUAACGACAUCAAGAAUAUGAACGCCAAACAAAAGGAUAUGAAACUCAACUCAACUUUACAGAACUUCAUGUACACAAUGCUUCGAGAUACGAAUCCGAAGGCGGCCAAAAUGUCGGUUGAUAUCAUGAUCGAGCUGUACCGGAAGCAAGUUUGGAACGAUGCGAAAACGGUGAAUGUAAUCGCAAAUGUGGGUUGCUUUUCGAAGAUCACUAAAGUGUUGGUAGCUUCGUUGAAGUUUUUCCUAGGAACGGACCAGCAAGAAGAUUCGGACGAUGAGGACGAUAGUGAUCGGGAAGUCGACCUGAAAGGUAUCAUGAUGGCAGCAAAGGUAAAUAAAAAAACGAAAAAACGCAAGAAGAAGGUUGAAGCGGCCAAGAAAUUGUACACACAGGCCCAAAAGAAGAAAAAGAAAGCGGUGUCGUUCAAUUUCUCCGCCAUACACUUAAUUCACAAUCCACAAGGAAUGGCUGAGAAUUUAUUCAAGCAGCUUCAGGACGGUAAUGAGCGCUUCGAAGUAAAGCUGAUGCAUCUGGACGUCAUCUCACGCUUGGUGGGCAUCCAUGAGCUGUUUCUGUUUAGCUUUUAUCCUUAUAUUGCUAGAUUUAUACAACCACAUCAGCGCCAGGUAACCCGGAUUCUCCAGUUUGCCGCCCAAGCCUCUCACGAGUUGAUCCCACCGGAAAUAAUUGAACCGGUAAUAAAAACUCUUGUGAAUAAUUUUGUCACUGAACGCAACUCUAGCGAUGUGAUGGCGAUUGGAUUGAAUGCGGUCCGAGAGAUUUGUAUACGGUGUCCUCUGGCGAUGAACGAAGAUUUGCUGCGUGAUUUAACGAUGUACAAAAACUACAAGGAAAAAUCCGUUAUGAUGGCAUCAAAAGCUCUAAUAAUGCUCUAUCGUGAACAAAUGCCUAAUCUGUUAGCGAAGAAGGAUCGUGGACGUCCAACGGAGGCAAGCGUUGAAAUCAAGCCUAAACGAUACGGAGAGGUGCUCGCCGUUGGCCAUAUUCCUGGUACAGAGGCGCUACUGCGGGAGGAUUUACCCGAAGUAGAAAACGAUGGCGAGUCUUCGCAAGGAGAUUCCGAUUGGGUUGAUGUGGAUAGUAGCGAGGAUGAGACCGACGCUUUGCUGCGCAGAGAAAAGAGCAAAAAAGGUAUCACAAUGAUAAAAUCAUCGAAAGGUAAAGAACAAACAGUCGAUGAUGAGGACUCAGACGACGAGGAUGUGGAUGAUUCUGAAAAAGAUGCAGACGAAGGCGAUGACGAUGAAGACGAUUGGGAAUCAUGUAGCGAAGAAGAGCUAGUUGAAGAAGAAGUGGAACAGGAAAAACCUAAACCGCAGCCGAAAAAACUAUCGAAGCAGCUGCGUAAGAAGAAAUCCAAAAUAAUUCCGACAGUUACCAGAAACGGCCAGACGAAGAAUGAAACCCCGGAGGUGGAAAAGAUCGAUGAGGAGCAAACACUCAAUACCGCCGAAGCGAUGCAAGAGUUGGCGUUGACCAAAAUUUUCACUGAUGCAGAUUUUGCUCGCAUUGAGCAGGAGCGCGUGAAGAAACAACUUACACAUCAUAGCCGUAAGCGUCAGUUAGAAACGGAACGCAACGAAUUCGUCAAACUAGACUCGAUAGAGAUGAUUUACAAAAGACGUAAGGCGGACAAGCAAGCCCGCGUAGAGAGCAUGCAGAAAGGUCGAGAAGGACGUGAAAAGUUUGGAUAUAAGGAUAACCGCUUGAAUCCACACUGCUCAAAAACGAAUCGAGAAAAGCAGAAGAAUAAGAACUUUACGAUGAUUCGCCACAAGGUUCGUGGUAAAGUAAAGAAGUCUUUCCGUGAUAAACAGGUGGCGCUGAGGAAACACUUAAUGAAUAUUAAAAAGAUGAAAUAA